Molecule: messenger RNA, 207 nt
Organism: Acaulospora colombiana
Lineage: Eukaryota; Fungi; Glomeromycota; Glomeromycetes; Diversisporales; Acaulosporaceae
Source: the annotation of a GenBank genome assembly
AUGCCGGGACCUGGUCAAGACUUUUUUCAUAACGUUAACAAGUCCUGCACUUUUGAUUUUGAGGAUUACAUCAAGACCGAGCUAGGACUGGGAGCCACAAGUGAAUCAGGGGACAUGUACGAAAGGUACGAAAUGCGAAUUCAAACAUACCACAAAUUACAGGGAAAAAGCAGUGGUCUGCAAACAUUGGUUGCGUGGACUCUGUAA